CUCCAGUCCGGUCUGACCAGUCGCGCCAAGAACAGCGAUCUUCAUGAUUUCUCCGGACGGGACCUUCCUGCUACAACACGACAAUGUGUUAGAGAAAGGGAUACAAAUAUGAAUCGUGAUUCUUACAGGAAAAAAAAGAUGUCCCCAUCACAAGGACAGAUCGUGUUGAGUAUUCACCAUGAAGCUGGCGGUCUGCCUGUUCCUCGGCGUGACGGUUUUCAGCGCAUCGACGGCUGAUCUCUCUCCUCCGGUGGUGAACAUCAGCCUGGACGAGCCUGCCUUUCAGCGCUGGGCUCCCCUCAAGAACCUCUACGACAUCGACUUCUUGAGAAAAGCCGCAUCUGAAGUGAUCGAUUCAACUGUUCCCAAAUGGGUUCAUGAUGCAGUUAAACCUAUAGUGAAGGCUCUGGAGAAAUACAUCCCCCAGCCGUAUGCUGGAGAAAUACAGGGCAUGGCAUCCUUCUAUGGCACCGAUAUUGCAGAUAUUGUGCUGUUGAACUUUGCCUAUGAAGUAUCUGCCUUUUGCACCAGUAUUGUAACUCAAGAUGCAAAGGGCAAUAUAUACCAUGGAAGAAACCUGGACUAUCCCCACGAUGUGCUCAGAAAUCUUACUCUAGAUGUGCUUUUUAUUAAAAAUGGAAAGGUGGCAUACAGAGGAACCACUUUCGCUGGUUAUGUUGGGCUGUGGACAGGACAGAGCCCCAAUAAGUUUACAGUGUCUGGAAAUGAACGCAAUAAGGGACAUUGGUGGGAGAAUAUAAUUUCAGCAGUUUUACUAAAAAGUUCUCCAGUUAGCUGGCUAGUGCGAGAGACUCUUGAAACAGCUGUGGAUUUCCAGGAUGCAGUAGUGAGACUGGCCAAGGUGCCGAUCAUUACAGAUGUUUAUUAUAUUUUGGGUGGUGUUCGUGCUGGUGAGGGUGUGGUCAUAACCAGAGACCGGAGCGGAUCAGCUGACAUCUGGCCUUUGGAUCCACUUCAUGGAAACUGGUAUAGAGUUGAAACAAAUUAUGACCACUGGAAACCCGCCCCUAAACGAGACGACCGAAGAGAUGCGGCGAUGAAAGCAUUAAAUGCCACUGGUCAAAACCAUAUUAGUAUGGAUUCCCUAUAUCAGGUUUUAUCUGUGAAUCCAGUAUGUAAUGGGAUCACUGUUUAUACGACCGUCAUGAGUGCCGCUCCUGAGAAGUACAAAACAGUUGUCCGAGAUAUCUGUAUGUGAUGGAAUGCCUUGUUGCCUUGACCAGCUCAGCCAUAAUUUUCACCCAGUUUAGUUAUGAACUACCCAACAACUUCUGCUUCUCUUUUGCUUUUCACAACGGAAAUUAGUCACAUUUUAAUACCUGAAAAAUAAGACUGCAAGAUAUUGUGAUAAAUCUUAUAUUCUGUUUGAAUAAGAAGAAGAUUUUUAAAUGAUCACCUAAAUAGCUAUGUUUCAAAAGAAUCAUCAAAAAAAGUAAUAAUAAUAAAUCAAUUAAAACAAUAUCAGCUGAUUUUAACUGUUUAAUAAAUAAGAACUUAAUAUUAAGGAAAUAAUAUUGUCUGUUUUUGUUCUUUUUUGUCAACACAAAUGUAUACUUCUGUAAUAUAUUAAAGCAUUAAGCCCUAAGAAGCCGUGGUUUACAGUGAAUUUAUAACAGCUAAGGGGUUGUUAGGCAUGCACGUUUAUAUUUACUGAAAGUUUAUAUUUAUGCAUUAAAAGCAUAUGUGAUGGAUUCUUCCUGUUAUACAUGUAAUACAAAAUUGAACUGACUGUACCAAACUGAACUGAAUGCAAUAUAUUAAAAUUCAUUUGAAUCAUU
Molecule: messenger RNA, 1799 nt
Organism: Puntigrus tetrazona (Sumatra barb)
Lineage: Eukaryota; Metazoa; Chordata; Actinopteri; Cypriniformes; Cyprinidae
Product: N-acylethanolamine-hydrolyzing acid amidase-like
Exons: 12
Coding region: 179-1219 (346 amino acids)
Biological process (GO): fatty acid metabolic process
Cellular component (GO): lysosome
Molecular function (GO): fatty acid amide hydrolase activity
Source: RefSeq, a predicted model, not a curated record